Ectocarpus siliculosus is the source of this 2113-nucleotide messenger RNA. The record is from the annotation of a GenBank genome assembly. Lineage: Eukaryota; Phaeophyceae; Ectocarpales; Ectocarpaceae.
UUGUCCGCACACACAAUCAUCAACACCCCACCAAGCCCCACCCCAUCCACUCACACACCACCCUAGCACCAUCAUGGCUCGCAAGUUCCUGAUCGGAGGAAACUGGAAGUGCAACGGAACCAGAGAGAAUGUGGCAGCAUUGGUGGAGGUGCUUAACGAAGGAGGGGAAUUCCCUGACAACGCCGAGGUGGUGGUGGCACCUCCCUCCAUCUUCCUGCAGACCGUUAAGGAUACGAUCCGCCCCGACAUCAAGGUGUCCACCCAGAACGUUGGCAAGAACGUAAGGCCUGGAGCUUACACCGGCGAGCUCUGCGCUUCCAUGAUCAAAGACUUCGGGGUUGAGUGGGUGAUCACGGGACACUCUGAGAGGCGGGUUGGUUUCGGCUGCGCGGGAGAGAGCUCGGACCUUAUCGCGGAAAAGUCCAAGGUGGCUUUGGACUGCGGGCUGAACGUGAUCAUGUGCAUCGGGGAGAGCCUUGCAGUGCGGGAGGCCAACCAAACCCUCGAGCUGGUGCUGGAAGACCACAUGGCGGCCUUCUUGAAGACCCUCGAGGAGGCGGACUGGUCCCGGGUAGUAGUAGCGUACGAGCCAGUCUGGGCCAUCGGCACCGGCGUUACCGCAUCCCCCGCACAGGCACAAGAGGUGCACUCGGCAAUCCGCGCAUGGGUCGGCGAGAAGGUUUCCCCCGCCGUCGCAGAGUCUCUCCGCAUCAUCUACGGGGGCUCUGUGAAGUCUUCCAACGCGGCAGAACUGGCAACGUGCCCAGACAUCGAUGGCUUCCUUGUGGGCGGCGCCAGCCUUAAGCCCGACUUCGUGGACAUCAUCAAGGCUGUUGAGGGAAAGUAAAACCCGUCGCCACGGAGUAUCUUGCUCACGUCCACCCGCUGUAACCAUUGGCCCGUUCGUUGGUCGAGUAGAUGUUGUUCCGGGCCAGUGGGCUCCGGAAUCUUCUUGCCCGGUUUAUGGUUCGUGACGGAGAGGAUUGGGCAUCCCGGCAACCGGUUAGGAGCCUUGGUUGGCCGGUUUGAAUCGAUUUGUUUGGGUUGUCCUUGCGUACUGUAAUAGUUUAGUCUGUCCGGGGACGACAACGCCGUUGUUGUCACCUGUUUUUUUUUUUUUUUGAAGUGUUUUCGGUCGGGGGGCCGGCCGUUCGUUGUUGCUCGCGGGGUUCGCCGCAGGCGCAGGUGGUUCGCCCCCCUGAUCGACCGACCUCUUUGAUUGGUGUUGUGGGUUGGAUUGGAUUGUGUCGAACGUAUACGCCUGUUUAAUCGCGAGCCAGAAUGUGGACUGUUGAAUGGCUCUGGAGAGACUUGUCAUCAGCAUGCCGUAAGCUGUAGCGGUCCUACCUUCGCUGUGAAGUGUUUAGGGAAAGGGCGGUGGGCGAACGCGUUGUCACAGCGAACCGUUGAUCUGUGGGAGUUUCGCGCGGUGGGAUAGAUGUCUGUUGAUCAGCGGUCGCUAUGAUACGUCUCACGCAUAGGAUUGGCUUUCUCUGUAGGUGGUACAGGUUAAAAGCUGAUGAUGCGGUUGAUUGCCGGAAGCUGCACGGUUCAUGCGUGUGCCAUGGUCGACACUCCCCCUUGCUGAUGGUGGCCGUUGGCACAUACCAGGUACUUCUUAUCGAAGAGCCGCAACAGGCAAAAAAUGGUACGAUGGAGGCUGUGGGUGGGGGUGAAAUCUCUUUUGUCUCCUCUUUCCUUCACGUGACCAUGGUUUUACUUUGUGUUGUCGUUCUGGGGUAGAAAUCGUGUCACAUGGGAAGUAACGGCUGUCACGCGGGCACCUGUUCUCGUAUCACGCGGCGACGGACAGAAUAGGGCAGAAUCACACAAGUAGGAUAACCUGGUGUAUCGCCAGGGGCGUCGUUUUCAUAGCAGCCCUGCUGUGCACACCCUGUGCAUUCUGUUGGCUGUUUCAAUACGGAAACCCCGUGCCAUGCUUGUUCUGGCAGCAGGGCGGUCGCGCGACUCGACAAUCCAGACUAGAGUUGGUUUUGGUGCUUCAUACCAUACGUAUUCUUGGGUGUUCCCUGCUGCCGUAACCCCGCAAUUGCUGUUAGUGCCCCGUCAGUUGAAGCUGAGAACGCGGUGCCGCUCAAUCCUUAAGACGACU